Molecule: messenger RNA, 3206 nt
Organism: Eremomyces bilateralis CBS 781.70
Lineage: Eukaryota; Fungi; Ascomycota; Dothideomycetes; Eremomycetales; Eremomycetaceae
Exons: 4
Coding region: 383-3013 (876 amino acids)
Biological process (GO): proteolysis; peptide catabolic process
Cellular component (GO): cytoplasm
Molecular function (GO): metalloaminopeptidase activity; zinc ion binding; peptide binding
Source: RefSeq, a predicted model, not a curated record
UCGCAUUUCAAUUCCGUCAUGGAACGAAUUGAUUGACGGUCAGGAAAGCGUCAACAGAAGUGGACAUUCAGGCCUCUCGUUUUCAUUUUUAAUUUUCGCUUCGUUCCUAUAUUGCAUUUAAAUGUGUCUUAGCCCGGCACUAAUCCGAUUUGCAGGAGCCCGAAGCUCAACUGCCUUCCGGAAACCACAGCUGCGACACCCUCCACGAUCAUCACCAAUUCUCACGUCACAAUCUCGACGACCGCUAGUGACACAAAAUACCUGUAGCGCUACACGAGUCCUUAGAAACCCAUUAUCGGCGAUUACUACAUCUCUCAAAGCUGUACGAUACUGCUCCUUUCAGCGCAGCAUGUGUCGAUCCAUGGGCAGAGAAGCUCCAAGCAUGAGUCUGGACAUUAGCAACGGGAGAGAGCUUCUCCCCAAGAAUGUCAAGCCUCUCCAUUACCAUUUGACCUUGGAACCUGACCUGGAGACCUUCCGUUACAAUGGCAAAGUGUCAAUAGACCUGGAUGUCCUCGAAGACUCCAACUCCAUUUCGCUGAAUACGCUUGAACUCGACAUCCAAUCUACCGAAAUCAAAAGUGGCUCGACCGUCAUCGCGGCCUCUCCGGACUUAUCGUACAAUGAAGACACGCAAACGACAACGAUUUCGCUCAGUAAAAGCCUACAAGCUGGCCAGAAGGCUACCCUAACCCACACCUUUUCGGGCACAUUGAACGACAACAUGGCAGGUUUCUAUCGCUCUUCAUACAAAGAUGCGGAUGGGAACGUCAAGUACAUGGCCACUACGCAAAUGGAGCCCACCGAUGCACGCCGGGCAUUUCCGUGCUUCGACGAGCCGGCGAUUAAGGCUGAGUAUACCGUGACUCUCAUCGCGGACAAGCAUCUCACCUGCCUGAGCAACAUGGACGUUGCUUCGGAAACGGAAAUCGAUUCUACCAUGACUGGGUCCAAGAAAAAGGCUGUAACCUUCAACAAAACCCCAUCGAUGUCCACGUAUCUGGUCGCGUUCAUCGUUGGCGAACUCAAAUGUAUCGAGACCAAUGCCUUCCGUGUCCCCGUCCGGGUAUUCGCUACCCCUGAUCAAGACAUUGAGCAUGGCCGCUUUUCUCUGGACCUUGCGGCACGAGGCCUGGCCUUCUAUGAGAGCCAACAGGUCUUCGACUUGAAGUAUCCUUUCCCUAAAAUGGACCUCGUCGCGAUUCCCGAUUUUUCGGCGGGUGCCAUGGAGAACUGGGCUCUGGUAACGUUCAGGACCGUCGAUCUGCUCUUCGAUGAAACAACGCACGGUGUCAAUCGAAAGCAAAGGAUAGCUGAGACAGUUCUUCACGAACUGGCCCACCAGUGGUUUGGUAACCUCGUCACGAUGGAGUUUUGGGACGGUCUCUGGCUCAAUGAAGGCUUCGCAACGUGGAUGAGUUGGUUUGCCCUGAAUGACCAGAAAUUCUUCCCGGACUGGAAAGUUUGGGAGACUUAUGUCGUCGACACUCUCCAGCAGGCCCUUUCCUUGGACUCGCUCAGGAGCAGCCACCCUAUCCAGGUUCCGGUCAAGCGCGCCGAUGAGAUCAACCAAAUCUUCGAUGCCAUUUCCUAUUCGAAGGGGUCUUGCGUCUUGCGAAUGGUCUCCAAAUACCUGGGCGAGGAAACGUUCAUCGAGGGCGUUCGACAGUAUUUGAGAAAGCACGCCUAUGGCAACACCGAGACUUCGGAUCUUUGGGCUGCCCUCAGCAGCGCUUCUGGCAAACCAGUCGAAGAGAUCAUGAACAUCUGGACCACCAAGAUCGGCUUCCCGGUAGUCAGCGUCAGCGAGGACCCUGCAACCAGUUCCAUUCACGUCAAGCAAAAUCGGUUCCUCAGAACUGCCGACGUCAAACCAGAAGAAGACCAGACACUGUUCCCAGUGUUCUUGGGGCUGAAAUCGAAGGCUGGUGUCAGCGAGGAAUUGACGCUCAGCGAACGGGAAAGUUCGUUCAAGGUCGAUGAUCUCCAGUUUUUCAAGCUGAAUACGGAUCACUCUGGAUUCUACCGUACGUCGUACACUCCGGAGAGGUUGGAGAAACUUGGAGAGGCAGCAAAGAACGGUCUCUUGUCCGUCGAAGAUCGAGCAGGCAUGAUUUCCGAUGCGGGAGCAUUAGCUGCUUCGGGUUAUCAGAAGACUUCCGGGGUUCUUUCUCUAUUGGAGGGCUUCAAAUCCGAGUCUGCCUUUGUCGUAUGGAACGAGAUCGCAAGUCGCAUUGCGUCGUUGCGGGCUGCAUGGCUAUUUGAAGAUGAUGACCUCAAAUCUGCGCUGAAGAAGGUGCAACUAGAUCUCGUCAAAGACAAAGCCCACGAACUUGGCUGGGCGUUCAAGGGCAGUGAUAGUCCUGUGGAGCAGCAGUUCAAGUCACUGCUUUUCGGAUCGGCGGGAUUGGCUGGCGAUGACAAAAUCCAGAAAGCGGCGUUCGAAAUGUUUUCCGCUUUCAAAAAGGGCGAUAGAACUGCCAUCCAUCCAAACAUCCGCAGCUCAGUGUAUGCCAUUGUUUUGAGCGAGGGCGGGGAAGAAGAGUACCAGGCUAUUCUUCAAGAAGCUCGUACUGCGAAGACCAGCGACGAGCGGAACACGGCUUUGAUGAGCCUUGGACGGGCGAAGGACCCGGAGCUGAUCAAGCGAACCCUGUCUCUGCCAUUGGGCGGUGAUGUCAAAGAACAGGACAUCUACCUGCCGCUUUCCGGACUCCGAACCCACCGCGCCGGUGUCGAAGCCAUGUGGGCGUGGAUGCAGGAGAACUGGGACGAGCUUAAGAAGCGCCUUCCACCCGGACUGACGAUGUUGAGCUCGGUCGUCACCAUCUGUACGUCGGGGUUCACGCACUCGGAGCACAUGGAUAGUCUCCGUGCGUUCUUCGAGGCGAGGAGUACCAAAGGAUUUGACCAGAGCCUCGCCCAGAGCCUGGAUGCCAUUCGAGCGAAGCAAAACUGGAUUGAGAGGGAUAGUGAGGACGUGAAAGCGUGGCUCACCAAACGGGGAUAUUAAGUAUGGUGUCUGUGAUGGAAGAAGUUACUUGGCGACACAUCUUUGCAGGAUUAUCUUCGCAAGGAGUAACUUCGCAUGGAAGUAUUCUCUAUCCAUACAAUUUGAAUAUACUGCAGUGAAUAGAGGUCAUGCAACUUCCAUCAGAUAGUUAUUGUGCUGGUGAUAUAAGACCGACCAAGGUCACAUGACCCUU